This is a messenger RNA of Penicillium alfredii, 2019 nucleotides long. RefSeq lists its product as uncharacterized. The transcript has 9 exons. The record is from RefSeq and is a predicted model, not a curated record. Gene Ontology annotation, cellular component: nucleus. Gene Ontology annotation, biological process: double-strand break repair; single strand break repair. Gene Ontology annotation, molecular function: 3'-tyrosyl-DNA phosphodiesterase activity; double-stranded DNA binding; single-stranded DNA binding. Bases 1 to 2019 code for a protein of 672 amino acids. Lineage: Eukaryota; Fungi; Ascomycota; Eurotiomycetes; Eurotiales; Aspergillaceae.
AUGGACCUAGACGAUUUGGAUGAUCCUGCGCUCAAGGCUGCUAUCGAAGCCUCACUCCAAGACGUGCAGAUCCGCACCAACAGUGGAGACCUCUCGUCUCGAAAUCCCCAGGGCCGUGGUGGUUUCGUGGAUCUGACUGCAGAUUCAGACAACGAUUCAGAAGUGCAAGAGCUCUUCCCCAAGUCUAAGUCCGUUGUUGGCUCAGAGACCGAUAACGAAGCUGAGCAAGAAGGGGAAGACGAAGAGCUCAAGCGCGCACUCGCUCUCUCUAUGGAGGGAAUUACACAGAAAGAUGACGUUUCUGAAGUGUCUCCUGUUACUGCAGUAUCUCCAACUACAUCUUCUAUCUUCCAGGGGAAAUCUAAACCAUCCACAUCACUUGGGAUUUUUGGGUUGAACCGGAAACAAAUGGAAGAAGAGCGCCUUGCACGUCUUGCAAAACGCAAAGCCGAGAAUGGUGUCUCACCCCCACCAUCCCAACCAGCUUUAAAAGCACCCAAGCUCGACCUUCCUCAGCGAGCCCACUCGGCCACCUCAAAUUCUUCCUUUGGCGCUUCAUCCCAGACAGUGGGACCUCUGGGAAACGUUUGCAACCACCCUGCAACAAAUUCCCCACAAACAAACAUUCGUCCAACUUCUAUCCCGGUCAUUCAAUGGCCUUUUGGAGCAGUCAAGAAGACUGUUGUUCCUAAAUUCCCCCGACAAGGCAAUGACAUCACCGUCGAAGAAGUGCUCCAACGGCAUGACUUGGAGCUUGCUGUUCUGAGCUCAUUUUUGUGGGACAUGGAGUGGCUUUUUUCCAAACUGGAAACACGAAAAACCAGGUUUCUGCUGGUCAUGCAGGCAAAGGAUCAAUUGACGAAAAACCAAUAUAAGCAAGAGACUGCCGAUAUGCCGAACCUGCGGCUCUGCUUCCCACCGAUGGACGGUGCCUACGGCCAAUCUCACUUCAACCGACUGGGGGAGAACAACCUCAUGGAGAAUAGCGUGUUUCUUAUUGAUCUUCCCAAGAAGACCCAAGACGGCCCGGAUGACUCGACAGAUUUCUACGAAGACCUGGUCUACUUUCUCAGAGCAUCCACGGUUGACGAAGGGGUUAUUGCCAAGUUGGACAACUUCGAUUUCAGCAAAACUGCACGUUACGCAUUCGUCCACACCAUUGGCGGAGCCACUAACCCCGGAGAGUCAUGGAGACGAACGGGGUACAGUGGUCUUGGCCGGGCUGUCACUCGCUUGGGUCUACGUUCGUUUUCACCAAUUAACAUCGAUUUCAUAACUUCAUCCGUUGGUUCCCUGAACGAUGGGUUUCUGCGAGCCAUCUACCUCGCCUGCAAAGGCGACGACGGACUCACCGAGUACAACAUGCGCAAUACCAGGGCCUCGGCCGCCAGAAACCAGCCCGAAACUCAGAAGGAAAUGAUGCUAAAUAUCAGCCAGGAAUGGCGCAGCCGUUUCCACGUCUACUUCCCGUCUGACAGCACCGUGCGGUCCUCCCACACCAGACCCGAGUUGACGGCGGGUACGAUUUGUUUCCAGUCGAAGUGGUGGGAGGGCGAGAAGUUUCCGCGGCAUGUCAUGAGAGACUGUGAAAGCGAGCGGGGGGUCUUGAUGCAUAACAAGAUCAUUUUCGUCUGGCCCUCUGAGCCCAUCAUGAUGCCCAAUGACACCCAGUGUAAGGGGUGGGCCUAUGUCGGGAGUGCAAAUCUCUCAGAAAGUGCCUGGGGCCGUCUGGUCAAAGACCGAGCAACCGGCCAGCCCAAGAUGAACUGCCGCAACUGGGAAUGCGGCGUAAUAGUCCCCGUCACAAACCCAACCCCUUCUGCAAACGAGGCUCAGCGGCAGAGGCAGCAACAGAGCGAAGAGCUGAAAAACGACCAGGCACCACAUGAUCUGCCCCAGAGAGAACCCAAGCCGGGACAUCUCCCCGCGGAAAUCUUCAGGGAUAUAGUCCCCGUUCCGAUGAAUCUGCCAGCUGCCGAGUUGAGGGAUGGUCGUGAGCCGUGGUUCUUUAUGGGCUGA